ACGUGGCGGUUUGGAAAAACUGCCAGGAACCCCGCAGAUCCGCAGUAACGAAAAGAGACGAAGAGAGUUGGAGCGAUGGUGAGGGCGUUCGUCAGGCAAGGGCGGUGAAGGGGGCAGUAAGUGCAUGGGCAGGGUCUCGCUCUGGAUUCAAACAAGAAGUGACAGACGAGGACGGGGCAGCACAGUGCAGUAUCCACCCCUGUACAGAACGCGUGACUUCCGGAGGAACGGCUCUCUUCCUGUUCAGGAAAGCCCCUGCAUUAGUGUAUACCUGUACCGGAAUCCGUGACUGACGAACUGGUAUGGUAGAGGAGGUUUUCUUCUGGCCCUGACAGCUUCCACUGCGAUUCUCCCUCAAAGCUUUCUCCUCUUCUUAGCAGACUGGACGUCUGAAGCUGAGCGCAUUGAUCUUCGUAACAUCUGUACCAGCGUACUUUGUUAUUGUCUCUCGCGCAGUCUGCCUGCGGUGCGUUGCUCUGCAUACCUGGACUGAGCAAAGUCUGUCCAGAGUGAGGUUGCUUGUGACGUGAACUGGCCGGCUCUGCAGGAGGUGGAUGUGGCGGUAGCGGUGGAGAUGGAGUAGCGAGAGUGGGAAUCUGAUUGAGAGAUGGGAGGAGUGCGGAUUGAGGUGGGCGGGUUGGUUCACGUAGAUUAUUUUUUGUUUAGAGUCAAGUGAGCACGUGACGUGGUGAGAUGCGGCGGACUGCGAGUGUGUCAUGUGUGGUGGAGCGGGGUCGAGAUUGAGUGGGUAACUGCUACGGUUUAUGAGAGGGUAUAGAGUCGGGGUGGAGAGUGGCACUUGUAGCGAAACUCAUGGAUUAGCGAGGUUGUGUGCGAAGUUGCGUUUAGGUUUUAGGUGUGUUGGAGUUAAGUGAUUGAGGCUGGUGUUGUUUUGGAAAAAUGGUACAAGUGCACUUGGAUGCGUGCUUGCCGGAUGUUAGAGUGGCGCCUGUGAGAAUGGUAGGAGUAUCUCAGCAGUCGCCUCGCAGGACUGCGAAUUCAGGAGGGGUUAAUGAUCCGGGGUCUUUGCACAAGAGUACGAAGAGAUUCUCUCGAUCGAGGAGUUUGCGUAAUUCGGGAGGAGAGGAGGAUGUGUAUGAAGCAGAGUUCGGUGGGCCUGCGGAGCGUGCUCCAUCGCGUGCCUCCUCACGGUCCAAGAGUAGGAUUGCGAAGGAUGCCCGAGCGGAAUUGUUUGGCCUUGAUGAUGCAGUGCACAAUGUGGUGCGUCCUAGAGAGUUGCGCAGCAGAAGCGCUGCGAGGGUUGAGGGUGUAGACGUGGAGAUGGUCGAGGAAAAGAACGAGAGCGUACACAUUGAGGUUCCUAAGUCUCGCUCUUCUUCCCGUAUGAGAGGUCAGAGAACGAAAGAGAAAAGCGACGCAAUUGCAAUGCAAGCUUCACUGCAGGGUUCGAUGGAAAUGGAGGCGCGUAGUGGUCGUUCUUCUCUACUGCUAAAAAAUGAUUCAGCUGCGCAUGAAAAUGAUGGAAGAUUGUAUACAGCUCGGUCUACCCCGAGCUUGCCCACCGCGCGUCCAUCUGAUAGAGUGACAACUCCCCGCUCAAGCUUGAGAAGCUUACGAGAGCAAGAGGAAUCAAGAGCUUCACCAGAUGUGCCAGUGAGAGAGGAGUUGCGAAGCUCCACCGUGGAACACCGACCAUUAUUGCCGAAUUGGGAUUACGAUGUCGGUGGAACACCUGAGCAAGAGGCAAUAGUAUCUUAUCGCAUACCCACGAAGAGCCCGCGAUUAACUGGAGAGAAUAGUGAUCCCCCUGAGGAGAGGCUUCUCAGAGUUGAACGUCUCACGAGAAAACAAGGAAGAAGUCCAAGGAAAACGCCAGAAGAAACCACAGACAUGGAGGUGGAACCCGGACUGGUUCAUACUGAGCGAGCUCCGCGAAGAAAUGUUAGAAAGGCAGACUUGGACGGACCUGAAGACGAAGAAAAUUAUAUGGAUCUGCAUAGAAGAGCCAGGGUUGCUCGGCAACCUAAGAAGAAGGUGCGGGAUAUACCUACUGAUCCUGCCUCAUCCCUGCCCGUCAUCCUACUUCCCCAAUAUGUGAUGACAGAUGUGGAUCCCGUCGAGCAUGUAGAUCCUUUUCUACCAGUAUCUCCGAAUUUCUCGUCGCAGUACUUCAGAGAGACUAGCACCUCACGAAGUGUCGCCUGGCUCCAUGUGUUAGGGGAUCUGGUCAUGUGGAAAGAUGUCCCAAGAUCGACUCUUUGGUUUGGUGCAGGAAGCUUUGGCAUCCUCUCCGCUUCUGUCAUGAAGGAAAUACAGUUGGGGAUUGUUGCUAUAUCUGCCAACCUGGCAUUGUGCUAUUUGGCAGUAGUUUUCUUCUACCGAACUUUUCUACAUAGAUCAGUUGCUCAGUCAAGUGGCGGACAAAUUAAUUCCAGUGAAGUCACUGAAGCUGACUUCCUAGGUCUGAUUCAGUUUGUCCUACCAACUAUAAAUCUGGCGUUGAAUAAGUCUAGAGAGAUUUUCUCUGGUGACCCUGCUACCACUUUAAGGGUUGCAAUCGUGCUCUGGUUGGUUUCAAAAAUGGGUGCAGGGGUCUCAAUAUGGAGCUUUUUACGCUUUGGCUUCUUUGCGCUCUUUACUAUUCCGAAGUGCCAUUCCCGCUACUCAACUCAACUAUAUGAACUUGCUCAAUCUCUUCUUCUACGAGGCAGGGCGACAUGGGACUCAUUUACGCACAAGAAAGCAAUUUUAUUAGGUGGUUUCCUGCUCGCUUGGAACACAUCUUCAUAUUCAUCUCGAUUUUGGGGUGGCUUUAUCCUCAUGGUUUGGCUCAAAUUGUACCAGCAGUCAAAUCCAGCAAAUUUCGAGAAGGCCUUAGCUGAUGCCGGUGACAGCAGUGCAAUUGAUCGUAUCGACCGCAGGAGGAGCUUAUUACAUUCCACGAUCGCAUCACAGGUUUCUCAAGCCGUACCCAUGUCAGAAGAUGUAUUGUCGAACAGCCAACCAGUCCAGGAAUUUCCAGAAACGUGAAUGGGGUUGGAUACAAAGCAUGAGGAGUCAUCAAUUUGUUUUGCAUAUGUGUGCAUUUGUGUCUAUCAAAAGCAACUUUCAGCAUCUGUUCUGUUAGGCAGUACGCUGUCUGGUCGAGUCUUGGAAUCUAAAGCAGAGCAAUCUACAAACUUAUGUCUGAUUCCUUGAUGUUGGAAGACGCUGCAGCUGGUAUAUAUGUUAGCCUCACAACGUAGUCUUUCUUUCCAUGUUUUCUAGACACUUCAGAGAGUUGUACAUAUCUUAGCCCUAGCCAGUUAUAACCUAUUCGCCUACUGUUACCGCAUAACGACACAGCGGUUAGGGUCAAGAUUGAGAGCAGAAGGACUUUAACAUAGGGUUUGGUGAAUUUAGUUGACCUUGACUUAUCUUGAUAUAUCCAGCAUAUGUAAAUAUCUUUGUUCAUGUUCAGAAAUUUCCUAACCUUGAGCGAGAGGGUUCUCUCGGAAAACUGAGCCAUUUA
Physcomitrium patens is the source of this 3472-nucleotide messenger RNA. RefSeq lists its product as uncharacterized. The record is from RefSeq and is a predicted model, not a curated record. NCBI's taxonomy places the organism in Eukaryota, Viridiplantae, Streptophyta, Bryopsida, Funariales, Funariaceae.